UUUAAAAAUGGCUUGAGUGGGCUUAAAGCUGGGGUAGGAGUGGCUGCAUCUUUCCAGAAGAUGUGGUGGUUCUUGCCUGGGCUGCUUCCUGGCGCUUCUCUUGACUUUGCUUCACGCCCUGGGCACCCCGAGGUUCUGUUGCAACUGCUCUCACCAUUGCAGCCAUGAUCUCCUUACCGGACACCCAGAGAAUUGGAGUGGGAUUAACAGGAUAUGGAGUAUUUUUCCUGUUCUUUGGAAUGAUUCUCUUAUUUGACAAAGCACUACUGGCUAUUGGAAAUGUUUUAUUUGUGACUAGCUUGGCUUUUGCAAUUGGUUUACAAAGAACAUUCAGAGUCUUCUUCCAAAAACAUAACAUGAAAGCUACAGGAUUUUUCCUGGGUGGUAUAUUUGUUGUCCUUGUUGGUUGGCCCUUCGUAGGCAUGAUCUUUGAAAUUUAUGAUUUUUUUCUUGUUUUCAGGGGCUUCUUUCCUAUGGUUACUGGCUUUAUUAGAAGAGUGCCAGUCCUUGGGUUCCUCUUGAAUUUACAUGGAAUUAGAUCAUUUGUUGAUAAAGUUGGAGAAAGCAACAAUAUGGUAGAAAGACAAGUGAAUUGGGGAUUCAUUUAAAAUAUUGUAUUAUUUAUAAAGUCCUUUGAAGAAUAUUCAGCCCAAAAUUAAAUUACAUGAAAUAGCUUGUAAUGUUUUUUACAGAAGUUUGAAACUUAGAUCCCACCAAGUACCAAUAGCAGUUAAAAAGCAAUGAAAGCAGUCUUCUAAUCAAGUGAUCUAAGAAGUCAGCAAGGAAACUGAAGGAGUGAAAUCUUUGUUACAAUACAUAUUGAAACUCUUGAGGAUGAUUUUUAUUGUUUUUCUGCAGUGUGGGAAAUACAGCCAUCAUUGGAGAAAUGUGGUUCUGUUUCUUUUUCUUUUGAAGAUGCAGGAGCACCCAUAGGCAUUUGCUUUUUGGAAAUAUCCACUGGAAUGGCAAAAGUAUUUCCAGUUGCAUUGUGUCUCUGAAAGUGAUAACAUGAGUUAGAUUGGAUUAUGUCAUUUUAAUGUAUUAAAGCCAAGGAAAACCCAGUUUUGAUGUAUGAAAGUCGUUCGACUUUUUUUUUGGUAACAUGGUUAAAAUUUUUAAAAAGUGCUCAAAAUUUUUUGUUUUAUUUUUUUUUAAGUUUAUUUUUAUUUAGUUUGAGAGAGAGAGAGAGAGAGAGGGAGAGAGAGAAUCCCAAGCAGGCUCUGCACGGCCAGCACAGAGCCUGAUGUGGACUUGAACCACGAACCAUGAGUUCAUGACCUGAGCCGAGAUCAAGAGUCAGAUGCUUAACUGACUGAGCUACCCAGGUGCCCAAGUGCUCAAAAUUUUUUUAAAUAAUGAAGGGAUAAAAUGUACUCAGUCACCUGUAUUUAUACUUUAUCCUUGACACUACUACUUCACUUAUAGCUUAUAUUUAUUGAUUUUUAUGAAGGACCUUCUUUAAAGCUUUAAACUCCUUUCUCGGUUAGUCCUUUGAUGUGUGACGUAGUAAAGGUUUGCACUCUUGGGUUUAUAAAUUCUACUACUUUUAUAUCCCAGACCCAUCUCCUAGUGUCCAAACGGACUUCUCCCUUACCCACUCCAGUUACCUGUUCGUUUUUCAUUCCCUGUCUCAGCACCACGUACACUCACUUAUUCAGGCCAGUGACUGGAGUUACCCUUGAUUCCUGAGUCUCCCCUGUCAGCUUUUCACAAGCACAUCUUAAUUUUGUUUCCAAGUUAUUUAUUUUAUCCAUCUGUGUGCCACCACCAUCACCCCUUCUUUCCUGCUGUGGUAAUUGAAGUCCUCAGUAUUUCUUCUCUGACUUGUUAGAUUAAUUUUCAUCUUCACUCUAUCCCCUUCUCCAAAUUACAACUGGAAUUAUUGCUCUAAAAAGACAAAUAUGGUUACAUUUACUCCCUUGCUUAAAAGUUCUUCAGAAAGUUUCCUAAAGUCUUUAGGCAAGAUUCAAAUUCUUUGUUCUGGCCCAGCCUAACUGCUUUCCUGUCUUUUCUACCUGCUGUUCUGCCUAGAAGGCAUUUCCUGCUCCAACCUUAUCUCCCUGCUUAAUUCUUGUUAAUCCUUUAAAACUAAAUUUAGGUGUC
Molecule: messenger RNA, 2103 nt
Organism: Acinonyx jubatus (cheetah)
Lineage: Eukaryota; Metazoa; Chordata; Mammalia; Carnivora; Felidae
Product: vesicle transport protein GOT1B-like
Biological process (GO): endoplasmic reticulum to Golgi vesicle-mediated transport; retrograde transport, endosome to Golgi
Cellular component (GO): endoplasmic reticulum; membrane
Source: RefSeq, a predicted model, not a curated record